Molecule: messenger RNA, 5448 nt
Organism: Volvox carteri f. nagariensis
Lineage: Eukaryota; Viridiplantae; Chlorophyta; Chlorophyceae; Chlamydomonadales; Volvocaceae
Exons: 6
Coding region: 1-5448 (1815 amino acids)
Source: RefSeq, a predicted model, not a curated record
AUGAGCAGCAAAAGCAACCGCAGCGCCAAAGACAGCGAAAGCCGCCAGCCUUUGCCUCUUUUAACAUCUCUAGACUCUCCUGAAAAAUACGAUGAAUCACGACAAGAACCUCAACAAUCAUCAAAGGCAAUAAAAUUACCGGAGUCUCUAGCUCAGGCGCAGGCGCAGACGCCGCGCAAGCAGGACGAGCUGCAGGACCAGCAACGGCACCUCGCGCAGGGCAACGAACAUUUCCGACAUGCGCAACUUGCGCGAGAGCUGGCCUUCUCUGCGUUCUGCCUUGUUGUUCCAUUGAUGCUGGUGGCGAUUCCCAACAUGCGAGAUCUGCAACGGCAGCGACAGCGACAGCAGCAGGCCUUUGCUGCCGCGGCUGCGGCUGCGGCUGCGGCUGCAGGCGGAAGUUUUUCAUCGACCCCCCCUGAGUUGUCGUUGUUGUUGGAGGAGGGGGAUCCGGAGGAGGGCGUCGGGAGCUGCGGCGCCCAGCGAGCGGCAGGAUGGCUGCUGCCGGACUUCCCCUGCAGAGCUGAUUUCUUACAGCAGGCCCUUCACGUCUUCUCAAGGCCUCGCUUCUAUCUCCUGGAACGAGCAAUUCUCAUGGGUGAUUGGGUUCUGCUCACGUGGUACGCCGUACAUCUGACUGUCGUACUUUUCACUGGUACACUUCUCGUAGCCGGAGCUGUCGGCGCUGGAAGGGAGCGGUCGCGGCCCGCGCAGGCGCGCAUGUGGGUGCUGCGGAACCCCCGCGGCCCAGCGGCGGGUACGACAGACGGAAACUCGCCUCGCGCCGCGGCCGCCUCCGUUGCGGCUGGCGCCACGCCAGCAGCAGCCGCGACGGCGUUACUGCAGCGCACUUGGGCGGCGUACCGAGAGCCAUUGAUGCUGGCUGGCGCGCCGUACAAGUGCGGGAUAGUAGUGUUAUCGCAUGCCGUACAUUGGGCAUUACGCCACGGCUCCGUACGGCCAUGGCAUUGGCGCAUGACGGGGGCGGGGGGUCUGGGAGUGGCGACGCACACUCGGCCCUGGACGAUGGCGGCGCUUGCGGUAGCGUCAGCGGCAUGUCAUCGGGUUCGCCCCCGGAUGCUGACGUUGACAGCAGUCUGUGCGGGCUACGCCUGUGUCGUACUCACGCUGUUGGCGCAUCGCAUGGUGGGGCUGAGGCUGGUUCCGGAGCCGCCGCCGCCGCCGAUGACUCAAGCGGUGGGUCUGGAUCUGGAUCUUGAUUUGGAUUUGGAUCUGGGCCUAGACGGACCCACGGGUCAUACAACACCGCGGGAGGCGUACGGCGGCGGCAGCGGCCGCCGUAACGCCGCGCUCAAGGCGUUACUGCGUGUAUUACUGGUGCACGGCGCUCCAAUUCUGUACGUCAGCGCUCCGGCUUUGCUUGGCUUGGCUCGCUCAACUGCCGCGCGGCUGCGGGGGAUUCGGAUCCUGACCUGGAGCCGGAUCCGCAUCGGCGCGGCGGCGAUAACGAUGGCGACGACUAUGACGACAGCGCGGCGGCGGUACUGGCGGUUUUGGGCCCCUGUGCGGUCCAGGGGUUGGUGGCGGUGGGUGGCGGUGGGGGGAAGGAGGAAGGAGGAGGAGCAGCAUCCAGAGGUGAUAGAAGAGCAACAAGAGCAGCGGGAGGAGGGCGACGGAGGCAGGAAGGCGGCGAAGGAGGGGGGUCGGACUACGGGGUGGGAAUUGGCGGCAACGGCGCCGGAGGAGAAGGCGGAGGUGGUGGCGGCGGAACGGCUGCAGCAGCCGCCAGCGCAAGUGGCGGCGGCAGCGGCGGCGGCAGUAGCAGCGAUCUCAACAGCAGCUCCUCGACCCGGCAGUAGCAGCGGAGCCCCUCACUACUUAUCACGCUGUCGAAGUGGAGGCGAAGGAGGGCAACUGAAGCGACAGCAGCAGCAGCAGCAAGCGCAGGGACCCGUAUCGUCCGCUGGUGAAGCGUCAGGAGCAGCGGUAUCGACUGCUGUUGCGGAUAUGCCCGCCUGCCCUGCCGCUGCCGCUGCUGCCGUGUCUGACGCCGCAGAAACCGCCGACGCCGCCAACCCCACUGCCGCCGUACUCGCAUCGGAGGCAACAGCAGUCAGCGGCAACAGCAGCCGCGGACGGGGCCUUGGUGGCACAGCCGCUUCCACGGCCGCCGCCGCCGCCGCCGCGUCGGCCCCCCCGGAGCGCCCCGUCAGCGUGCUGUACAAUCCAUCUCAGAAGCGUCGUACAACAACAAUGGUCCUCAGUGCCAAGUACGACAUUCCGAACGGCAUGUCGUACGACGAAGCCGCCGCAGCUCUCCGAGCCGCGGCGACGAAGGCGGCGCACAAUGUGCUGACGGCCGCUACCUCCCGGAGGAAUCUAGUCGUCGUAGUACGAUUGUACGACGGCGAGGACGGCACCGGUGCUAUCAACACUGGCGAUUGCAGCAGCAGUAUGGGCUGGAGCAGCCGCAGCGGGCGGUUGGGAUGCGGCGGCGCCGCCGCCACUACCCGCCGAGAUUGUGGCGGUGGCAGCGGCGGCUGUAGCUCUCUUCAGAACGGCGGCAUAGGCAACGUCCCAGGCCAAGUGGGCGAGGUAGGGGAUGGUGAGAGGGAGGCUGGCGCUGGCGGGGCUUCGGGGGCGGCGGCGUCAGCGGCGUCGGCGGCGGCAUGUGGCCUGGUCCCGCGAUUACGUCGGUGCGUGUCCGCCGCCGCCCGGCAGCUGGGUCUGCGGGAGAUGGCCUUGAGUGGCACAAUGCUACAGCGGCAGCUACAGCUACAGCCCCGACAGUCGGCAGCAGCAGCGGCGGCGGCGGCGGCAGCAGCCGGCGGUCUAGAUGCCGCCGCCGCCGCGCCCCCAGCAACGGCAAUCAACGGCGGUGAUGAUUGCGGGGCCUCUGCGCUUCCGUACAUCGUGCCAGCUGUGCUGCCGUACGACGCCACGGGCACCGGCCUUGCGGAGUCGGCGGCGGACAGCGAGUGUCGCCUGUACUUGCCGCCGAACUAUCUGGAGCCAUGGGCGCCUGUCGUACACAUGGGAGAGACGCCACGGCUGCUGCUGCCGCCGUCGCCGCCGCCAUCGCCGGCAUCCCCGGCGUCCCCGCUACCCUACCUCCAAUCUCAUCAUGGCAACCCAAAUUUCGCGUCGGCGCCUCCGCUGCCGUACAGGCCAUGGCCCAGUGGUUUGGUGGUGGUCGCCGCUAUCCCGGGAUCGACGGCGUCACCCGUUGUCGUACAUCCUGCUGAAACCGCUGGCACCGCUGCGGAGCUUACCGAAGCCUCAGAAUUUGACCAUUCGCCUUCGUCCAGCUCUUCUGAUGGUCCCCGUCACGAUGAUGAGUCCUCAUCCGCAGCUGCGGGGGCUCCGUUACGGCUUUCCCUGCCAACCGACCUGAUCCGGCGGCUCAUGGAAUCCGUCGAGGACCGACCCGCGGCUGAUUCGGGCGGUGGCGCUGGCGGUGGCGACGGUGCCGUUGCUUCCGCUGCCGCUACUGCCGGCGGCGAGGGCCCGCUAGCGCAGCAGCCUGCUCGCUGGCUGUGCAGUCUUCCGCUGCUGGUGGCGCCCGAGGGCCCCGUUGGGGAGCUCCGGUCGCUGUGGCAGCGCAUGGUGGGCGAGGUGGCAGCAGAGGGGCUGGAGGCGGACAGGGAGGAGAGGGGGAAGGGGGAGGAGGAAGGGGGGGAGGAGGGCGGCUCUGCGGACGGGGUCCCUCUGGCGGCGCUCCGUGCUGCACUGCGGGCGGCGCUGCCCGAGGGUUCCGGAGCUAGUGCGGGUGCGGAUGCGGAUGCGGUACAGCGGAGUAUGGCGGCAGGGCGGCAGCGGCAGUUCCUCAGCCCGGCAAUGCUGGCUGAGGAGCAACCGCAGCAACAGCUUCCGGAUAUGAGCUACUGCUACAGCGCCGUCGAGGGUGCGGCCUUCCACGGCCACUUCGCGCCGCUGCUGGAGGACAUCGCCGCCGCCGCCACCGUCGCCACCGCCGCCGCGGGCGGUGGCGUUCGUGGCGGUAUUGGUGGCGGUACGGCGGCAGCGUCCGGGUUCCUAGCUGCCGCCAGUCCGAAUGAGGAGGGGGUUCUGGCGCCCAGCGGGGGCUCUCGCGGGGUGCGAUCCUCCUGCUCGGGAGAGGGGAGGGGGGCGGAGGCGGGUCGACAGCUGCUCACCAUCGUGCUCGGGUAUUUGGAGGUGCUAGGUCUGACGGCGUGUGCGGAAUGGCUGGCCGCCGGUAGCGGCACCGGCGGUGGAGGCGCCGACGACAGUUUCUCUGGCGUCGUCCAGACUCGAGCGGCAUCGCCGUCACCGCUAACGCCCGAGUCGCCGCCGUCGAUAAGCCGACGGGAAGACGCAGCGGCGGCGCACGGCAGGGACAGCGGCGGCGGAGGCGGAGGCGACAAUGACGUAAGGCCGGUGCAGGUCAGAGACCUGGAGACAGCGUCUGGUGUGAUGAACAACCACCCGCUGCUGCUGCUGCUGCAUUCGCUGAGACGACGUAGUGCUGGUCAACAGCAGCGGCAGCGACAGCGCUGCCACCAAGUGAGACCUUGGGUCCCCGCCGCUGUACGGCACGUUGCAUCGCAUACCGUCCGCGCCACCGCCGCCGCCGCCGCAGCGUAUCGUGCGAUGGGCGGCUUUGCCGAUCCUGUCGUAGAGGCUGCCUAUACGGAGUGGCGCAUUCGGGGUGCUCCAGGGGGGUGGGGGCCGCUGGCGGCGGCCGCCGGUGUCGGCGGCGUCGGCGUGGUGGUGACGAAGCUGCGGUUGGACCGGUACGGCAUUGACCGAUCGCUGGUCAAGGCGCUGGCGGGCAUGCUGUGGCUGCUGUCGCCUAUGGCGGGGCAGUACGUGCGGACGAGCUUGCUGGCGCUGCUGCUUCAGCGCCGCGAGCGACCCAUGGGUCCUAAGCCUGGCUGUGUCUCAACGGAGGGCCCAGCAGGGAGAGUUGACGUCACGUCUGCGCCGUCGGACGGCGGCGGCCUUCCACCGCCGCCCCCAACUCGGCCCGUAGCCGCGGCGGCAGCGGAGGCUGUGGUAAUGACGAGCCUGCCGUGGUACGACGCCCUAGCAGCGGCAUGUACGGGCUUGCUGGCGAGCGUGCUGGGCUUGGUGACGUACACCUGUAGCCGACCGGAACUGGAUGUACGGCAGGACGAGGCGGGGUUUGUAUUCGGCAUCUUCGCGGGGCGGUCUGUUUUCCCCCCGAUCGCGACACAGCUUCGUCCUGUAGCCCAGAUGUUGGUGAGUGGCGGGAUGGCGGCGGUGGAUUUUGUGCAUGUGCGCGUGCUGUGGGGCGGUGCCGUACGGCCGGCACUGCUGGUAGCGGCGGUGGCAGCGGUGGCGGCCGUCAAUUUGGGUGUCAGCGCGGCGCUGGAUGCGAGGCAGCGGCGGGCUUUCACGGCGGCGGCGGGGACGUUUGCGGGGGUGGCUGCCGCCGGACGGACGGGUGCUGGCGCUGGAGGGAAACCACCACCUGGCAAGAGCUCCGAAUCCACCGCUGAGUAG